Molecule: messenger RNA, 520 nt
Organism: Vombatus ursinus (common wombat)
Lineage: Eukaryota; Metazoa; Chordata; Mammalia; Diprotodontia; Vombatidae
Product: pancreatic progenitor cell differentiation and proliferation factor-like protein
Exons: 5
Coding region: 134-379 (81 amino acids)
Biological process (GO): cell differentiation; multicellular organism development
Source: RefSeq, a predicted model, not a curated record
GUGAAAAAAUCCCAAGUGAGAUAUAGAAACUACGCAUCUCUGUCUUGGAAACCAACAAAGUAAAAGAUCAGCUUGCUAGAGGUUUCUAGGUUGCUAUUAAUAGCUCUGUUCGUGCUGUGUUUCUUGUAUAGCUAUGGCUUCCGUAUCCAUAGCUGGCUGCCUGCUGACUCAAAAUCAGUAUUAUCGAAAAUCCAGUAUUUGUUCAGUAAAUUCUUCCUCUGGCUCUGAUCCUGUAAACUUCACAGACAUGGAGAAAGCCCAUCCAGGUUUACCUGAAGAAGCUGAAUCAAACUGGUGGUUCAAAUCCUUUUUCCAUUCAGAUCCUGUCCCUCCAGAUAAAGAAAGGAAAGAUUUGUUUAUUAUUAGCAUUAGUAGUUAAUUCCAACAAUCAAGCUGCCUCUGCCUGUUAUAACACAUUCGUAUCCCUAAAUAUUAAUGAUAUUCCAGAUGACCAUACUCCAUGGCAGUGAGGCAAUAACUAUUUGAAACCUCAGUUGGGAGAAGAGAUAACAACAUUAGA